Spirometra erinaceieuropaei is the source of this 936-nucleotide messenger RNA. The record is from the annotation of a GenBank genome assembly. NCBI's taxonomy places the organism in Eukaryota, Metazoa, Platyhelminthes, Cestoda, Diphyllobothriidea, Diphyllobothriidae.
AUGGAAGAAGAAGUGGAGAGCAAACUUUCAUUUUUGGAUGUUCUCAUCUGCCGCCAACCAGACGGUAAACUGGCGACGUCAGUCUACAGAAAACCGACGAACACGCUGCAAAUUCUCAGCUACAACAGUAACCGCCCGCCACAACACAAACGAAGCUGUGUCCGCACGCUGUACCGACGGGUGGAAACUCAUUGCAGCACUCCAGUCGCCAAACUGGACGAGAUGAAGCUCCUCCAAGAACUCUUCAGAGCCAACAGCUAUCCGCGAACAUUCGUUGAACGGAACCGAAAGCAACCAAGGAUGAGGAAUGAAGAACCUAUUCAGCCAAAAUCGUGGCGGAGCAUUCCAUACAUGAAAGGGGUCUCCGAAGCCGUAGCCAGAUCCCUCGGGCCGCUCGGAAUAGGCGUUGCCCACAGGCCCGACUCAGCAAUCCGCCGGCAAGUGAUGCGGCCAAAAGACCCGAUCCCUAAACAGAUGUCGGCUGUUGUCUACCGACUUCAGUGUAGCUGGGGAAUGUGUAACUACGUUGGGGAAACCGGCCGACGGCUGCAAAAGCGCAUGCACAAGCAUAAGUUGGCCGUGCGAAGGUUGGACCCAAAGUCGGAGGUAGCAACCCAUACCGCCCAAAUGGGACACGUCUUCAACUUUGACGCCGUUGAAAUUGUGGGCCGAGGUGAUGAUCAUGCGGCAAGGCAGGUACAAGAAGCCUGGAUGUCUACAGACUGUCCUGUCAACCGCCACAUCAAUUCACCUCCCCCUUAUCUGAUUUUACGGACAUUCUUGACGGGGGACAGUCACGGCGCAGGACAAUCGGGGCCGCAAAUUAUCAACGCGGCCGGCGAGGAUGGGCGGGAUUCAGGUCACGAUGACAUGCGGGUCGGAUGCAACCGCACAGGCGGCAUUGAUGUGCCAGGCAUUGGACAAAGUGCGCCAUAA